CAGGGAAAUAACUACAACCACGCAGCCACAGGAGCCUCCUUGUUAUCAUGAGUUCUCUGGGAAGUGGUACAAUCGUGGAGAAUUGUUUGCACAGGGUGCAUGCGAAGAAUGCACGUGUCUCGAUGAAAUCGUUUGCUCGCGGAGUGAAUGUCAUCUCACACAAGACGAUUGUGCAGAAGGCGAAAUCGUGAUGUCUACCGACGAUAUGUGUUGUGAAUGCAGACCAGUGCAAACAACAGUUGUUCCAACAACCAUUCGUUCAGCUUGCACUGCUCCUUACGUGUAUCGCAAGAGCUGUGAGUGUCAUGUUAUGUGCUCAACGUUGGGUGAGGACUGCACGGAUGUUACGUGUAAAGAGGGUUGCUUCUGUCCCGAGGGUAUGCUGAUGAAUCAAAAAGACUGCAUUCCUGCGCAUCAGUGCCCUUGUACGGAUGUUUCAGGAGCCAAAAGAGAGUUCAACGAAAUGUGGUACCAAAGCGACUGCGAAAAAUGUAUUUGCAGAGAAGACAUGACCAUUAACUGCACAAAGCUUUGCACACUUGACUGCAAUGAGGGCCAAGUUCUGAUUGAGCCAGAUGGAAGUGUGUGUUGCUACUGUGAGCAAAUAACAACAGCAGCUCCAUUUUCGACAACAGCAAUAUUUUCAACAACCCCAUCUGGUUCCCCGAGCGAGUGCAUUGGUUGUUUCGACGAAAACUCGGAAACCUGUCACGAGCCCGACACAUCGUGGCGUGAUGACCCAUGCACAACCUGUGAAUGUCGGUACAAGAAAAAUGAGUACGCCUUGACUUGCAAUCAGACCCAGUGUGGUGAGGAACUAGAGUGUAAAGAGGUAAAUUAUACGUUUGUCUGUCUGAUGAAAACCCAACUUAAAAGUUGA
This is a messenger RNA of Acanthaster planci (crown-of-thorns starfish), 880 nucleotides long. RefSeq names its product SCO-spondin-like. Gene Ontology annotation, molecular function: protein binding. The record is from RefSeq and is a predicted model, not a curated record. NCBI's taxonomy places the organism in Eukaryota, Metazoa, Echinodermata, Asteroidea, Valvatida, Acanthasteridae. Gene Ontology annotation, cellular component: extracellular matrix.